GAAGUGUGCUGUUUCAAUCUGUUCAGUCAACACCCAAACUGCCCGGGCGAAGCGAAGUUCGGCUUACCCGCAGCAAGAAGGCAGCACUAAGCAGAGCACAGAUCACCCGACAAUCGAUAGCCAAUCAAUGAAUCUCUAGUUCAAAUUCACUGACACUUGCGCAUUUCGCUAUUCUCUGACGUCAUUCGCUAUGAAUUUUCUGAUUGGCUCUUAGCUAUGGGACAUGCUUAGUCUUCCUCACGGGGAAGAAGACUCGUUUUCUAACGGUUUCCGCCAUUAUUCUACUUUCGGCUACCUCAAGAUCACCUCGUGUUCUUCUCGCAGCUAAUUUUUCUAAUUGCUUGGCUUCUGAUAACCAAAAUUACUGUGUGUAAAUUCGCUUUAAAUCAAUUAUUUAACUAAUUGUGAGUUUGGGUGCAUUCGCUGCCACGUGUUACUCUUGGCAUUGUAUCUUUUCGGGUAAUUCGCUAACUGUAUAUAGUGUACAAUAAAUAUCAUUAUAAUUUUGUGUUUUUUUGCCAAAUUCAGUGAGCGCAGUUUUUUUAUUUUCUCUUUUUAUUGUGACAAACUGUAUCAGACCAGAUCCCGAAUUCCUCUAGUGUUACUCGCUUUAACAUUUGGUCCUUCGAGCCGGAUCGGUGCUGGUUUGGUCACAAUAGAAUUGUGCUUGGCUUAUUCUCUGGGUUAUUUCUCACGUUAACAAUUCGUGUUCAGCAUUUGGUGUAUUCGCUGUGCAGUGCCAAUCUGGUGAAAAGCUAAGUGUCAAAGGCAUCGCUGGACACAUCGGGUGUCGCCUUUGGCGGUCAGUGUACACCGGUACAUAGAACUUUUCCGUAUCAUUUGACCGAAAACUUAGUUCCGGGUCACCAGCACUGUUAUUCGCAUCAUGUCUCUCAACAACAAGGCUGCGCUGCAGCAGGACCGGGUUGAUUCUCUGGCCAACAUUGAUCAGAGACUCACGCCUGAGGCACUUCAGGCGAUGUCUCUCGAGCAAGCCAUGGCCCAGUUGGCUUUAGUCAAUAGAACCGUCGACCGUAUUGAGGCCUUGCACGAACGCAUUUACGAGGAGCACGAAGAAGUGCUCGAACAUGAGUACCACACCGCUCAAGUCUAUCAACGUGGUGCAACGCUGUACGGGAGCCUGCAGACCCGCUUGGAGGCCAAGGUGAACUCCCUGAAGGCAGAGGCGACACCUAGGCAUGCAGAUGGUACACAAUUUUUCGCGACUGGGCCAUCCUCUACUAAAUUGCCACACAUAAAACUACCGACAUUCGACGGGGAUUAUACAAAAUGGCGUGGGUUUAGGGACUUAUUCACCACCCUCAUAAUUGAUGCCGAGCAACUCACUGGGGCACAGCGCAUGUCCUACCUCAAGACGCAACUCAAGGACGAUGCACUGGCACUCAUCGCAAACGUGCCGCUCACAGACGAGGCAUUCCCUGCUGCUUGGGAACUCCUCGUCGCGCGCUAUGAUAACCCUCGUCGGCUUUUAAACACCUACUUGGAGGAACUCCUCACCACAGAGCCAGUGCCUAAUCACUCGGCACCUCAGCUAAACGCCCUUGUAUUACAGACACAGAAAAUUAUCGAUGCGAUGGGAACCUUGCGAGUCUCCAUUGCGGACUGGGACCCUAUCCUGGUUUUCGUCACCCUCAGACGUCUGGUACCAGAACUUAGGGAGGAGUGGGAGAGUACCCUGGGCAUCUCGAAUGAGCUGCCGGCGUACCAGAAAUUACAAGACUUCCUCAUCGGAAAGGUACGCGCUUGGGAGAUCAGCGCCAUCGGAGUCACCUCAAGACCAACCUCACCCAAGGAGGACAAGGCUUCAACCUCCAAGCUGCUAAAAACCUCUGGCAAGCCCCCAAACACACGGUCACCCUCACAUUCCAGCAAGACUGCAAGUACCCCCUCUGGUUCCACCGCUCAAGUAUACUUUACACCUAAAGAGGCUACAGAUGAACCUGGCAUCUGCCAACUGUGUAGGCAAAAGCACUUUAUUUUGUACUGUCAGCAAUUUAAGGUUGCCUCUGUCGCACAGCGCCGUACUAUGGUUCAAGAUCACCGACUGUGCUGGAAUUGUUUGGGACGCCACCGCUCACAGGACUGCCGCACCACUACAAGAUGUCGCCACUGUGGCAACAAGCACCACACGGCCAUCCACGAAGAAUCUCGGGCUAAUCCUCAACCGACUGCUGCUUCGGGCAGCUCAGGGCUCAAUUCUCUGGAAACAAUAGCCUUACUUGCUACAGCAACUUGCAGGGUAUAUUCGACAACGGGAGCUCCUCUGACAGCCAGACUUCUGAUAGAUCAAGGUUCUGAGCUGUCAUUCAUGACGAAUUCGCUACACAAGAAACUGGGACUUCCUCUGAAAUCCGCAAACGUGGGCCUACGGGCCAUCGGCAACACAUCUGCUGGCCGCACAUUGGGCUCAUGCACUGUUGAGCUACAUUCGCUAUAUGGGAAGAAUUCGCUAAAAAUACAGGCCCACAUUCUCUCUGUGUUGGCGGUAGACUUGCCGUCAUACACCCUUAUCGACAAGAAAUGGUCGCAUCUACUGGGACUGCAAUUGGCUGACCCGCAAUUUCUGCAGUCCAGACCAAUUGACAUCAUUUUGGGAGCAGCACCUGCAGCUUUCAUCAUGAAUGAGAAGAUUCGCAAAGGGCCUGUUGAUUCGCCAAUUGCUCAGUCAACCCUCUUGGGCUGGAUUGUCUACGGCUCAGUCAAUCCAACUGCUACGAAAUAUUCGGCCAAUUCUCUGCACGUGUCAGCCGACGAACAACUACCGGAUCUGAUCUCCAGAUUCUGGGACCAGGAAGAACCGCAUGAUGAGCACAUUCGCUAUAGUGAGCAGGAGGACGAGUGUGAAGCUCACUUUAGAUCCACACAUUAUCGUCACCCAAAUGGGCGUUACGUGGUGCACUUGCCACUCAAGGACAAGGUAGAAGCACUUGGGAAUUCACUGAGAUCCGCACAAUUUUCACUGCGUCGGGUUUUGAAACGGAUGAGCACGGACACUACUUACAGUGACCUCUACCACAACUUCAUGUCUGAGUACGAGAACAUGGGUCACAUGAAACACAUUUCUAUGGCAGAUCUACCGGAACAACAUUGCUUCCUACCUCAUCACGGUGUCCUCAAGGAACAGAGCACUACUACAAAGCUCAGAGUAGUGUUCAAUGGAUCAUGCAACACCUCAUCAGGAGUUUCGCUGAAUGGGAUCUUACACGUUGGGCCAAAAAUACAAGUAGACAUCUGCGAUGUACUACUCCGCAUUCGUCGGUUUCCAAUACUUUUUGGAUCCGACAUCACAAAGAUGUUUCGGCAAAUUGACAUAGAUCCGAAGGACUGGCCGUUACAGUCCAUCCUCUGGAAGAACAAGGACAAUUCUCAGCAAGCGUACACCCUCACUACGGUCACAUACGGCACAACUUGUGCUCCUUAUCUUGCUGUAAGGACUCUACUGCAACUAGUAGAGGACGAAGGAUCCAAAUACCCGCUGGCAGUAGCUCCAAUGACUGAAACCCGUUACGUAGAUGACAUCUACGGGGGAGCUGACACAGAGACGGAAGCGAUUGCAAUCGCUAAACAAACCAGGGAACUCUGUGCAGCUGGAUGCUUCCCAUUAACAAAAUGGUCAAGUAACAGCGCUCGGUUACUCGCUACAAUGUCACCAAACGAUCAACCAGUGAACUCGCUACGGGAAAUCGGAGAUACUACGGUGAAGGUCCUCGGAGUUGGCUGGAAUCCUCACCACGAUGUAUUCCAGUUCAACUAUCACUUGCCUGAAGAUCCUCCAGCAACAAAACGGGCACUCUUGUCUGAAAUUGCUCGUCUGUAUGAUCCUCUGGGAUUCCUUGCUCCGAUCAUCAUCAAAGCCAAGGUGAUCAUGCAAGAACUCUGGCUUGAAAAACUGGGCUGGGAUGAUCAAUUGGCUCCGACACAACUCCACAAGUGGACGGUAUUUCGAGCGGACCUCACCAACCUUGCUAACCUCCGGGUAAACAGAUGGAUUAAUCUCAAGGAGAAUGUGUCUGCAGAGCUCCACGGGUUCUCAGACGCAUCCCAACUCGCUAUGGCUGCGGUGGUCUACCUGAAGGUGACGGAUCUUCAGGGGAAUUCGUCAGUUGCACUUUUAUGCUCCAAAACUCAAGUAGCCCCUCUGAAACCACUCACAAUUCCACGGGUGGAGUUGAACGCUGCCGUACUUCUCACCAGACUUACUCUCUACGUGCGAAAAACACUUAACUUGGAGCAAAUACCAAUCUAUUUGUGGACUGACUCUGCAGUAACCCUCGCUUGGAUACAAAGUCAACCCUCUCGCUGGAAAACUUACGUACGCAACAGGGUUGCGAAAAUACAAGACACUCUUCCUGGAAGCCGCUGGACCUUUAUCGCUGGGAAAAGUAAUCCAGCUGACUGUGCUUCGCGAGGACUGUCAGUUGGCAAACUGCUGAAACACCCGCUUUGGUGGUCGGGUCCAAAAUGGCUCAGUUUGUCCCAAGAAAACUGGCCAACUAUUGAACCACCUGCUACGACCGCAACUCAUCAGGAAGAGAGACCAGGUCUAACCUUCUUGACAUUCGCUAAAACAGAUUCACAUCCUCUGCAAAUUCUCUUAGAACGCUUUUCUCGCUGGGUUUCGCUGGUUCGAACGCUUGGAAUCUGUCUACGUGCCAUCAGCCGAAUGAAAAAGGUGCCACAGUCCUCACUAGCCACCCCGCUAUCUGCUGGAGACCUGGAACCCGCAAAAUGGCUACUGGUCAAAUAUACACAAGGCCGGUACUUCUCAUCGGAACUCAAGCUGCUUUCUGACGGGGGAUUCCUACCAAAAAAUCACCCACUCGCCAAGCUGACCCCCUUUGUUGACUAUCACGGAAUUUUGAGAGUUGGUGGCCGCUUGAAAAAUUCGCUAUUGGACAGUCAGCAGAAAAAUCCAGCGAUUCUGCCUAGAUACUCACUGCUGACGUCACUCCUCAUCGAUCAUGCACACAAACGGAACUUUCACGGGGGAACGCAAUUGACUCUGGCUGCGUUACGCCAAUCCUACUGGAUUAUUGGUGGCCGCGUACCAGUCAGAUCUCACAUCUUACGCUGCGUAGUCUGUGCUAGACACCGAGGUGUUCGAGCACAGCAAUUGAUGGGACAACUGCCCCCCUCUAGAGUGACUCCCGCACGAGCGUUUCUACAUACAGGAUUAGACUACGCUGGGCCAGUCACUCUGAAAACCUUCCAGGGUCGUGGAGCGAAAACGUACAAGGGGUGGAUUGCAGUUUUCGUGUGCUUCACGACCUCCGCUAUACAUCUGGAACUCGUCACGGAUUACUCUACAGGCGCAUUCAUCGCAGCGUAUCGGAGGUUCGCAAGUCGCCGGGGCGUCUGCCACACCAUAUAUUCGGACUGUGGUACAAACUUUGUGGGUGCAGAUGCAACUCUAAGGGCUGAAUUCGCAUCAGGAUCAAGAUCACUGGAAGAACUUUCACAUUUACUGGCUACAGAUGGCACAACCUGGAAGUUCAAUCCGCCUGGAGCUCCGCACUUUGGAGGUAAAUGGGAAGCUGCCGUCAAGUCUAUCAAAUUCCAUCUCACAAGAACUAUCGGAGAGCAUCUGAUGACUUACGAGCAGCUCACUACGGUUUUGACACAGAUCGAAGCCGUGGUAAAUUCUCGGCCUCUCGCCCCACUCUCGGAAGAUCCUGCCGACCUGGAACCACUAACUCCAGGUCACUUCCUCAUUGGAGAACCACUCACCGCUGUACCGGAACCUUCGCUACCUUCAACAACGGAAUCGACGCUAACUGGGUACAAGUUGCUACAGCAACUGUUGCAACAGUUUUGGAGACGUUGGAGCAACGAGGUGCUUCAACGUCAUCAGGGCAUAUCCAAAUGGCAUCGGGCGUCCAACGACAUCAAAGUUGGCUCUCUGGUGCUCCUCACAGACGAGCGGUUCCCACCUACCAAAUGGCCACUCGCUAGGGUAAUCGCUAUCCACCCAGGGAAGGACGGACAUACCCGCGUAGUGACACUGAAGACAGCUACCACGGAAUUGAUCCGACCAAUUGCGAAACUAUGUGUUCUGCCCAUUGAAGAUCUUGACGUCUCAGCCGUCAACCCGGGGGAGAAUGUUCAGUCAACACCCAAACUGCCCGGGCGAAGCGAAGUUCGGCUUACCCGCAGCAAGAAGGCAGCACUAAGCAGAGCACAGAUCACCCGACAAUCGAUAGCCAAUCAAUGAAUCUCUAGUUCAAAUUCACUGACACUUGCGCAUUUCGCUAUUCUCUGACGUCAUUCGCUAUGAAUUUUCUGAUUGGCUCUUAGCUAUGGGACAUGCUUAGUCUUCCUCACGGGGAAGAAGACUCGUUUUCUAACGGUUUCCGCCAUUAUUCUACUUUCGGCUACCUCAAGAUCACCUCGUGUUCUUCUCGCAGCUAAUUUUUCUAAUUGCUUGGCUUCUGAUAACCAAAAUUACUGUGUGUAAAUUCGCUUUAAAUCAAUUAUUUAACUAAUUGUGAGUUUGGGUGCAUUCGCUGCCACGUGUUACUCUUGGCAUUGUAUCUUUUCGGGUAAUUCGCUAACUGUAUAUAGUGUACAAUAAAUAUCAUUAUAAUUUU
This is a messenger RNA of Neodiprion virginianus, 6608 nucleotides long. RefSeq lists its product as uncharacterized. Lineage: Eukaryota; Metazoa; Arthropoda; Insecta; Hymenoptera; Diprionidae. The transcript is spliced from 3 exons. Gene Ontology annotation, biological process: DNA integration. Bases 887 to 6232 code for a protein of 1781 amino acids. The record is from RefSeq and is a predicted model, not a curated record. Gene Ontology annotation, molecular function: nucleic acid binding.